AUGUUUCCAUUUAAUAACCAAGGUGAUAUAAAUAGUAAUUCAGAAAGUAAUAGUUCAAAUUUAGAAAGAAAUGACGUUUUUAAUAAUAGUUUAAAUAAUAAUAAUUUUGAAAAUGAAAAUAGUAAUUUAGUAAAUAAUAAAGUUAAAAAUAAUUAUCAAGUUAAAGCGGAAGCCACAAAUCCUACUGUAAAACCUACAGGUAUCAUUCCACCAUCCCAGAAAAAACCUACAGUAAAUAAUAACUCAAAUAAUGCCAAGUUAAAAGAACAAGAACUAAAAAUGAUGGAAUUGAUAAACAAUCAGAUGAAAAUAUUGAAGGAAUUAAAUUUUCAACCAAAUCGUACUCCAUUUCCAGAAGAAUCUAAAUUUGAUGGAGCUAAUAAAGCAGAGUUCGAUAAGAAUUGGGAUUUAUUUGAAUUCUUAUUUAGACAUCAUUUUGUUAGACCAACAAGUGCUAACUUACUCUCCAGUUUGCGUGGUAGUGCAAUAGAUAGAUUAAGAUCUAUUGACCCGUUUAAUUCAAAUUCCGUAGAAGAUAAUAUUCUCAGGUUAAGAAGAUAUUAUCAAGAUAGUCCAAGUGUCGUCUUGGAUAGAUUCUCUAAUUUUUCUAGAGAAAAUAAAUUUAAAUCAUUAGAUGCCUUGCUACUUGUAUUCUCAAUAGUAAAGAAAAGAAGUAAUUUACCAGAUGAAGCAGCAAUCACAUUUUUAAACCAAGCUUUAGGAUGUAAUUUUAAAGAUUAUUUGGCUUUAAAAUGUAGAAAGGACUCCACUUAUCAAGAAUAUCUCGAAGAAGUAAGAAACUUAGAAAUCGCUUUCACUGAAUCCAAAGGAGUUUCCUUAUAUUUAAUUAAAGAACCAUUAAAUGGUAUUUUUGGUACAAAUAGAACCCCUAAUGUCUCAAUGGCAAAUGCAAAUAAUCCAAGUUUUAAUGUUGCCGGUAUAAGUAAUGAUACACAAAACAUGUCCGUCGUUUGUUAUUCGUGCGGAAUGGAAGGACACUUUAGUAGAAAUUGUCAAAACAAGGAUAAGUUUUCACAAAAUAGAAGUAAUAGAUAUAUUAAUAGUAAUCAUAGGAAUAAUAAUAAUUAUAAUCAAAAUGGAUAUAAUCAAAAUAAUUACAAUAAUUAUCAGUUAAAUAGAAAUAAGAGUAAUAAUCAAAGAUCAAGUUUUAAUAGUUAUAAUAAUAAUAAUAGUAAUAGAAAUAGAUAUGUUAAUCAACAAAAUUAUAGAGAUAGAAAUAAUAGUAAUUUAAAUAAUGACUAUAUAGCUAAUUGUUUUGUCCCGUUAUAUUCGUACACUGAAAAUAGUACAUCGCUAGAUAGUAAUUUCAACCCAGCUCAGCUCAAUUCAACCUCAGUUAAUGUUCUCAAUUAUCAGUCUUUAAAGCCCAAACCCGAUAAUAAUUGUUAUAGAAUCAACUCUGUAAGAUAUGCCAAUAAAUCAGAAAGCAUAUUCAGUCAAUCAUCAUCACACCCGGACCAUCACUCAUCAACAUGUCAAACAUCAAUCAAGUCAAAUAAUAUAAAUUCUCGUAAUAGUAAUAAUUUUAAUAGUAAUAGUUUCAAUAGUAAUAAUAACAACUUUAAUAAUGUCAAUUCCAGUAAUAGUAAUAAGUUCAAUAGAAAUAAUAAUAACUUUAAUAAUAAAAUCAGUAAGAAAUUCAAGCAACCACCUGCAUUCAUCAAAUCUUUAGAACAAACAGUUAUAAAUGCAGAUAAUCAUUCAACUCAAAAUCCAAGCAGUACACCGUCAAUUCACAACCAAGUUUAUCAGUCCGCUCAAGAUGGAUCAAUUAUUCUCACUGCUGUGCAACAAGCUCAAUUAAAUAAUUUGUUAAAGAAAUAUGUUCGGAAUGUCAAAAGAAUUUUAUUCUCUCAAGGCCGUUUCAAUUCGGUGCCGUCGAAUUUCCAAAACCGUGGGGAAAAUGUAGUAUAA
Molecule: messenger RNA, 1935 nt
Organism: Dictyostelium purpureum
Lineage: Eukaryota; Evosea; Eumycetozoa; Dictyosteliales; Dictyosteliaceae
Exons: 2
Coding region: 1-1935 (644 amino acids)
Molecular function (GO): nucleic acid binding; zinc ion binding
Source: RefSeq, a predicted model, not a curated record